ACUUACACAUUAAAGUUGUCUUACAAAGCUGAAAUAGUCAGACUUUUACUUUUAAAGGAUUCUCCUAAAACCUUACCAUAAAGUGAAAAAUAGAUCUUCCUGUGGUUCCUAGUUUGUUAUUAUCUCCUCAGUCAGGUGAGUGUUGCUCCUCCUGCAACACUCCCCUUUUUCUGCUGAGUGUUGCAGCAACAGCAGUUAGUCUUUGUCUUAAGUAGUAGUUGAAGGUGGCAACUCUCCAAAGGUUCAAUGUUCAGGGUUUUGCACCUGACUGUCCAUUUGUUUUAGUUUAAAUAUGUGGAACAACGCUCUCAUUUUCACCCACCAAACAUGAGACACACUGAACAUUCAGAAUGUUUCUUGAACAGUCUUAGAGGACAUGUGUCCUGUUAAAAUACUACAAUAAUAAUAAUAAUGUUUUUCUGCUGUGCUUUCCUUUCAGCAGUGAGCUAUUGCAUCUCUAUAUGUUGCCAGACGGCAAAACUUCAUUGUCAGACAGGUUAACUAUUAAUUAAUCAUUUUUUUACAUUGUUUUAUGGUCUUAUUGUUGUGGAGAGUUUCCUACAACCUUUUAUCAUCAACAUUGGAGGUUUAUUACAAUACUUUGCAAAAGUAUAUGUAUCCCUUGAACCUUUUCACACAAUGAAAAACAAAGCGUUAUAUCAUAUUUUUUGUAAUAGACCAACACUAUAGCAUAUAAAAUUGCUAUUUCAAAUUUUUACAAAUAAAAAUCUGAAAAGUGUGGCAUGGAAAAGUGUUCAGUUAUAAAAUCAACUCCAAGAAUUAAACUCCCCACAGAGCAAAGUUUAAUUAAAUGCAAACCUCCUAAGACAUGACCAUCCAUCUAAGCAGAUGGAAAUCCUUAGCUUAACAAACAGAAUCUGUUGACAAGACAACUAUUCUUGUUAUGCACACCACAAAAUUGACCUCCAUGGAAUAGUAACAUGAAAAAAGAAAUGGUUGAAAAAAUACCUGGAAAGUCCUGUAUAUUGCUUACCACAAAAGAGACUGAACACAAAUGCCCUUCAAACUUUUCAGAUUUGUAUGCAUAAAAAAAUCACACUCUUGCAGUACUUUGUGUUGAUUUGUUAAAUUAAAUUCCAAUGAAACAUGUUCACAUUUACAAUUGUGACAUGUAAAAACAAGAGGAAAGAACUUGGCACAUUUGGAGCCUUUAGGGAAAUGACUAGCAGCAUGAGAGUGACUCACUCCUUGUCAUGUGUUGUCUUACUGAUGUCUUUUUUUCUGAAGCAAAUAAUUUCCACUUUUUUUGUAUAGGAUACAUUUUUAAAAAUAAAAUCUAAGUUGCUGUAUAAUUUAAAAUUAACUAUUUUCUGGUUAGCAAGACAAAGAAAAUCAUAUUAACCAUGUUUUGGAAGAUUCAGACAGAUUUCAAACCAGUUAUUAAUAGCAUUUGCAUUGGUAGCUUAGUAGACAAUGGUGACACAAUGAAAAAGACCCACUUCCUCUUUGCCCCUUUCAUUCCCUUCCCCAGUCUACUGGAAGAAAAGUGCUGCAGCCAUGCAUGGAGACACAAGCUUUUUUAAAUGUCUCCAACUUAUUGCAGCCUUGUGGAUGGGGGUCCAGGCUGUCUCGCCUGUGCCCUCAGUCCCUGACCGUGUACAGGGUGUGGUUGGCUCCUGCAUGGUGAUCCCUUGCUCCUUCACACCUGUAGACCCUCACCCCACCAGGGGACGGAAGGAGAGGGUGGACGUGCGGCUCAGGUUCAGAGGUGGUGGACCUUUUUUCCCUCUCAGGAGCACUGCUUUCAACAGCGAGAGCAAAGACCAAGUGAGCAGGGAUUUCCUCGGCCGGACUUUGCUCUAUGGCCAAGUGUCCGAUGGAGACUGCUCAGUGAAGAUAGAACAGCUCAGAGCGGAUGAUCCAAAGGUGUUUGAACUGGCUCUGAAGAAAGGCAGUGAUUUACUCUGGGGGGUGUCGAGGACUGUAAAUGUAGACAUCAUCGACAACCCUGAGCCUCCUGUCAUCAGCGGCGUGUUGUCAGCCAAAGAAGGACAGUGGGUCUCCCUGAACUGCUCCGUCAGCUACCACUGUCCCUCCAGACCCCCGACCCUGCAGUGGAAGUGGGACCAAGGAGCCAAACUCAACAGCAGCGAGCUAGGAGAGCUACAAACGCUCCACCUGGGUCCCCACAAGUGGAUGCUGCUGGCUUCUUUGUCUUUCAUCGCAUCCCACCAAGUGAAGCCCCGGCUCUGGUGUGCGGUUAAAUAUCCAGAAACCAAAAUGUUAGCCAUGGUGAAGGACCUUCAUGUGACAUUUCCACCAAAAGAUGUGAAGGUGGAGGUUCAGACAUUGAUCGUUCAGCAGGGGGGCAACGCCUUGCUUGUUUGCUCAUGCAAAGCCGACCCUCCAGCAACAGAGUAUCGCUGGUCCUACACUAAACACGGCCACACUGUGCACCUCCACCACCGAUCGCACAGUCUGCGAGUGUUCAACGUGACCAAAGACAUGAGAGUCCGCUGCUCAGCCAAGAACACCAUUGGUCGAGGAGAAUCCAAGCCUACAUUGCUUAAUAUACAAUAUAAGCCUUCCAUCUCACGUCCCUCUUCCACCUGCGUCGUGGAGGAUUCUGAGGUGUGCUGUCGCUGUUCAGUCGACUCCAACCCCAAAGCAGCUGUCACCUGGAGCAUCAAUGGGACUGUUCCAUCUUAUGAUUACAACGUGUCUGUAACAUCAGAGCUCGACAUGCUCACAGUGUCUCUGAGGGGAUACAUGGACAAACCACUGAGUGUAAUCUGUUUUGCAUUCAACGCACUCGGAAAUGACUCCCUGGUUUUGCUGCAGGGGGAGGAAGAAACCUCAUUCAUGGUCUGGAUCAUUUUACCUGCUGUGGUCAUCUCACUGUGCGUAUGCCUUCUGUCCCUGCUUGUCUGCUUCUUUCGAAGGAGAGCUAAAAGACACAUCAUGAUCAGACAUCAAGCUGUCUUCCCUGAAGGACUAGGAAUUUAUCAGAACAGGAUGCCUCUCUACAUUAACUGCACUGAAGUGACAAAUGUUUACACCAAUGGAAGCUACCAACUUGUGUAUCAGAACUCCACACCUGUUUUUGUCCAUACAAAGCAGGUCCGUCCAAUGGGCCGAAGAGGUGGGGAGAGGAGAAGAGGCAGAGAUGUUGCAAGAAGAGAUAGAGGAGCUGGUGUGGGACUCAGGGAUACAUCAGAGGUCCAAAGUGCCUCUCCAGAUGAUCCAGAGACAGCCAUCUAUGUAGAGAUCCUAUGAAUUUUAAAACCAAAAAAAAAAAAAACUGGAAAUUGAUUCUCUAAUGUUUGGGACAAUUGUGCUCGUGUUACUUCCUGUCUGCAAUGUAUAUAGUGUUCAAUACUGUGACGUAUGGGUAUUCUGAAUUUUUUUUUUUAAGGAAGAGUUAUAUUCCUGCUAAAGUUUUAUUUUCUUAAGUCUGCAAUGUAAGAAUAUAAGAUAUUAUUUACUUACACUGUACUUUAAAUAUUCUUGUGAAUGUUUUUGUUUUUUAAACAUUGAUCAAUGUUUGAAUUCCAAAAAGGACAGCAAAUAAUAAAA
Messenger RNA from Poecilia reticulata (guppy), 3537 nucleotides. The record is from RefSeq and is a predicted model, not a curated record. Lineage: Eukaryota; Metazoa; Chordata; Actinopteri; Cyprinodontiformes; Poeciliidae.